GGAACCGACCCGAGGCUUGGGCGCCCCCAGAUGUGGGACUCGCUCAGUAAACCGCAGUGAAAUGUGAUCCUGCUCCGGCCUGCUGGCUGUAUUUUGGGAUGUUUUACAUGAGCCAGGACAAAGACACGUUUCCAGGCGGGAGCACAGUCUGAGCAGAUGUUUCUGCUCUGGAAGAACGAAGACAAAAAGAGAAAAAGCGACAGAUUUUGCAGAGGAAGGAGGAGAUAGAAGAUAUGGCUUAAGAUGUCUGUGGACUCUGAAAACUCAUGUGUUCUGCUGUCGUCACGUGACUCCAGGACUUCCUGCAUCUUUCAGACAGCAGACGAGAAGGAAGAGCUCCCAGGAGUGGGAGAGGAGAGCGUUCUGGAGAUGCUGAGUUACUCCAAGUUCUCAGACCUGGAGACAUGGCUGUGCAUGCCGUCCUCUCUGCUUCUGUCCAGACCGCUGGACUCCAUCCUCAUGUGCUCAUCUUCCUCCACCCUGUCCUCUUCACUUGCAUCCAACCUCUCCUCUACCUCGCUUCCCAUGUCCUCCUCUUCCUCUCCGACCCUCGACUCCCGCUUCUCCACCUGCAGCGAACCGGGAGAGCUCGGCACACUCCUCAGGUCAUCAGAGCAAGAGUCCACCUGCCUCACACCCGCUUUAGGAAAGGAGGUGACCUUUCUGUCCACACCGCUGCUGCCCGUUCUCUCCUCCACACCUGCUGCUGCUUCAGAGCCAAGCUCACAGCCGCCAACAGGAGACUCCGCCUCCCACAGUGGCGUCAGCAUCAGGAAACGACGGCGGCUUGCUGCCAGCCCUGGAGGACUCCACUGGAACUCUACAGGUUCAGUGCUGCGGGACUUCUGGUCACCUGAUCUGCCUCCAGGGAUGGCAGCCGGAGGUGGAGCCAGAGAACCAGGUGGAGGGGGAAGGAGCCUCCCUCUGAGCGAGAUGGGCAGAGGGACACCUGUGUGGGCAACAGGUGAACGGGUGGCUCUGAGGAAGACUGUGUCUGCUGACGAUGAGCUGCUGCGGCUGGCUGGUGGAGGUCCAAGACUGCUGAACCGAGCCGAGCAGAACCGAAAGAAGCUGCGCGGCAUCCAUAGCCUGGGAACAACAGGAAGAUACGACAGCAGAAAAAAGUCGGACAGUAAGAUCUCCCGAUUGGCUCAGAGGUGGAACCAGAAGUCGGUAGGAGAUGCGCUGAUCCAAGACCUGAAGCCCCUGUACCACACAGGAACCUCUCGAUCCUCGCUCAGCCUGGACAGACGCUUCCCAGGCAGUAUGACCCAACAGAUGCAAAACCUGCAGCUGUCCCAGACCAGGAAAUGUCCUGGAGGGCCAGCCUCACCCAGCGCUGCCAAGCGUCUCUACCGGAACCUGUCGGAGAAGCUACGAGGAAGCACCUCCUCCUUUGAAGAUGCCUACUUCUUUGGAAAAACAGAUCGCCUCCGAAAAGCCUCGACGAUGCAGGGCAGCGAGUGCAUCUUUGAGGCAGUGGAACAGCAGGACCUGGACACCGUGCAGAUCCUCCUGUACCAGUUCUCAGCUGAAGAGCUGGACCUUAACACACCAAACAGCCAAGGCCUGACACCACUUGACAUCGCCAUCAUGACCAACAACUCUCCCAUUGCUAAGCUGCUGCUGAAAGCUGGCGGGAAGGAGAGUCCUCACUUUGUAAGCGUGGAGAGUCGGGAAGCUCACCUGAGUGCUCUGGUGGUGGAGGCGGAGCAUCGAGCGGCAGACCUGGCAGCUCAGGCUCAGAGGGAUGGCCUCUCGCUCGAAGCCUGCCACAAGGACAAACAGCUGAGGACCUGGGAGUGGAGGAGCAAGCUGUACAAACGUAUGAAGACAGGCUUCCAGCACGCACGACCUCCAGAGGCCCCAGCAAUGGUCCGUCUGAGCGUGAGCAGCAGCACCACACUGACUGUCACCUUCCAGGAGCCACAGAGUCUCAACUCCACUGUGGUGACCAAGUACAGAGUCGAGUGGAGCUGCCUGAAGGAUUUCUCUCUGCUUGCUGGUGAGAUGGUGCUGGAUAAUCUGCAGAGCCUCAAGUGCACCAUCAGCGGCCUCUCCACGGGUCGGCUUUACUACGUCCGAGUGUCGGCAUAUAACAUGAAGGGUUGGGGUCCGCCCACGUCCUCCCUCCCUCCAUCUGCAGUUCCAUCUAACUGGAGAGAGAGUGACGGGCGUGAACCCAGGAGGCGGGGCCACAUCGAGGCCAUGGAGCGUCUGCUGCAGCAGGUCCGGGCCACGCACACUCACUACUGCUGUGGAGAAACAUCAAAGCUGCAGAACCCCAGCAGGAAGCAGUCGGUCUCCAGAAGCCUCAAACAUCUCUUCAACUCCUCCAACAAGUUUGUAAAGACGCUGAAAAGGGGGAUCUACCUGGCUGCUGUGUUCUACCAUAGAGACAGUUUACUGGUGACGGCCGAGGAUCAGAUCCCUAUUGUGGAGGUGGAUGACUCCUACAGCAGCUCCCUUAUGCAGGACUUCCUGUGGUUCACAAAGCUGUCCUGCAUGUGGGAGGACGUCCGGUGGCUCAGACAGAGCAUGUCUGUCUCCAUGUCAUCAUCAUCCACCCUGCAGGCCCGACACAAGAUGCUGACUGCUGCCGGACAACUGCAGAACCUCCUGGGGACUCAUAACUUGGGCCGGGUCCACUAUGAGCCCAUCAAAGAUCGCCAUGGAAACGUGCUGCUGGUGACAAUCCGUGACUUAGAGAGCCAGCACUCACUCUUCAGUGGGAAAUGGAUGCAGGUGACCAAACUGCAGAGCCAGAGGAAAUCCCUCUCCACACCAGAGGAGCCGUACGCCCUCGACAUCCUCAUCAUCACCAUGCAGGACAUCCUGGCGUACCAGCGCCGGAGCACACACCGCCUGGCUCCGGGACUCUACCUGGGUUACCUGAAGCUCAGCAGCUCUGUGGACCAGAUCAAAGUCCUUGUGUCCCAACGGACCCCCAACAUGCUCUGCCACACUCGCAUUCGAGACAACGCAAAUGUUUCCAGGGAGGAGUGGGACUGGAUCCAGACACUGGCAGCUGCAGGAGAAAAAGAGCGCAGUGACGGUGAGGAAGUCGAGUCUCGAGCAGAAAGCCAUGCCCCGUUACUUUACUACGAGCUGCAGACGUCCAUAAAGUCCCUGCUGAAGCACAUCAACGUCCCUCUGCACCAGGCCCGUCACUUCCGUCUCUACAGUCAGGAGGUGUUGGAACUCGGUCACGGCGUCUCCUUCCUGCUGGUGCUGCCGCCUGCUGAUGACGUUUGCUCCGCCCCUGGGCAGUCCAACCCCUACACCCCUCUGUCAGGAUUCCUUCACCUUCCUCUGCAGAUGUUUGAGCUUGUUCACUUCUGCACCUACAAAGAGAAGUUCAUCAGUCUGUACUGCCGUCUGUCCUCUGUCCUGGACCUGGAUGCUCUCAUCACCCAGCAGGCAAUGCGAGAGGCCAUCACUGACGGCGAGGUGACCACAGCCAAGCAACGACACCAGCUCAUCCUGGACUACAUCCAGCAGCUAGACGAGAUGCGACGGGAUCUCCGAUGGAUCACUGAUGCACUGCAGUACGCCCGCUACAAGCAGCCCCGCGGAGGCGUUCCCAUCACCUGUCUGGUGGACGCCAGCCAACCAACUCAAGAGAGUGACUCCGGACAGCAGAAGACUGACUCCACCUCCUCCAACAUGGACUACCUGCCCACACCUUCUCCAUCCCCAGAGCUCCGGCGGAGGAAAGCCAUCAGCGACUCUCAGCUUGGUUCUGAUGAGGACGGCUCCUCCGAAGUCUUCCUGCCCACGGACAGCGACUACGACUCUAGCGACGCCAUAAGCCCUCGAGAACUGGACCUGCUCUACUCCCCGGCCCCGGAUUUUUCCCAGCAGGCUGUUCACUCUCUGGGUGGCAGUGCUCCCGAUGUCCUGCAGGUCAACGAGCUCAGGUGGCCCAUGUACAGCGUAUGCACCCCACCAGAUCCUCCCCUCCCCCUCUCUACUUCUCCUUCCACAGACCUCCCCAUCCCCACCUUGCCCCGCCCCCCAUCACGAUCCCGAACCCUCCCCACAUCCCCAUCCCUCCCGCUGUCUCCCAGAUUCUACAAGGACCUGCCGCUGUCCAUCCCCUUGUCCCCAGCUCUGUCUGACACCACCAAGACUAUGGAGGGUCUCUCCCUCUCCAAGGAGAGCCCCACCCCCCAUAGGGCCCUUGCUAACCCCCCGGCCAAGCGGAAACUGCUCUCCAGGAGUCACCGGGGCCAGUACUUUAGCGGGCCACAGCGCUGGCUCCAGGGCCACAGCGGGGACAGUCUCAGUGGAUCUUUAUCUGAGGGCGUUUACACCAAACAGCUGGACGCUGACCUGUCAUCUCCACAGGGCCACACCUACAUCAGCCACGCCUCCUGUGUCCUGGAGAACCGCAAGGCCCGGCACCGUGAACCCAGACCACACGUUCGCAGAAUAUUUGUUGAGCCCUGCAGAGAGCUGUCACCAAACCAUGAGGGGAGGGACUGGGAGGAGCAGGAGGGAGCAGAGAGACUGACAGCUGCAGGCAUGUCGGUGGUUGUUGCACAGGCAGAGUCUGGAGGGGAUGAGGAGGAGCUAGAGGGAGCCACGGCCCAGGAGGUUGACUCAGAUGAGCAAACCAACUCGCAGCUGUCAGAGGUCCUCAGCAGCACGCUUUAGGGGGCAGAUCAGCUCCCUAAAUAAGACCUGAUGUUUGUUCCAUCUCUGAGAAUUUCUGCUCUGCUGAUGAAAACUUUAAAAGGGCAUUAAUGUCACAAAACGACAGCGUUGGUGGAACGUUUUUACCUCAAACCCUUCUGGAUCUGUGGAGGAGCUGCUGAGUUGCAGCUUUGUGCCUCUGAUGCUUCAGCAUUGAGUUGAGGCUGAAAUUUGGACUCCACAACAAAACUUCACCCAGCUGCUUUUAUUGUGUGGAAUCCUUCCAUCAAACAGCUUAUAGCACCUUUUUAUCAAUCCAAACCUCCAUGAGUUGGUGUAAUCACAUCUUUAAAAUCAAAAUCUUUUUAUCAUACGUGUUUGCGUCUCUUAUCCCUGAAUUUUGACAUAACCUACUUCCUCCCCAACCCUCCUUGGAAAUCAGGGGCAAGCCAGUCUAAAUUCCUAAACAUAAGGUCCCCAUGUUCAGGACUCACGAGGCUCAAAGCAAUGGAAUCAAUGUCUUAUGUGAUCUACUAAAAGUAGAUGUUUGUGUAUUUAACUGUUUAAUGAGGCACUUUUGGCUGAACUCAAUCAGAACCCAGCAUGGACGUAAUUUUGGGGGGGGACAGGGGGGACAUGUCCCCCCCCCCCCCCCCCCCCCACUUUUUCCAAAGUCAAGUUUUGACCCCUGCACUUUUUACCAUCCAAAAACAAUAUUACGCUAUAUUAAAUUGACACUGGUUGAGCUCUAGGACCAAGCAGAAAGCAACCGUUUGUGUUGAAGCAGGUUUCCCAUUAGAACAUAUUGUAAAGA
Messenger RNA from Nothobranchius furzeri (turquoise killifish), 5452 nucleotides. It is a transcript of the gene ankfn1a, whose product is annotated as ankyrin repeat and fibronectin type III domain containing 1a. NCBI's taxonomy places the organism in Eukaryota, Metazoa, Chordata, Actinopteri, Cyprinodontiformes, Nothobranchiidae. The record is from RefSeq and is a predicted model, not a curated record. Gene Ontology annotation, biological process: regulation of establishment of bipolar cell polarity; establishment of mitotic spindle orientation. Gene Ontology annotation, molecular function: protein binding. Gene Ontology annotation, cellular component: spindle.